Messenger RNA from Orbilia oligospora ATCC 24927, 2409 nucleotides. RefSeq lists its product as uncharacterized. Bases 1 to 2409 code for a protein of 802 amino acids. The transcript is spliced from 3 exons. The record is from RefSeq and is a predicted model, not a curated record. Gene Ontology annotation, molecular function: protein binding. Lineage: Eukaryota; Fungi; Ascomycota; Orbiliomycetes; Orbiliales; Orbiliaceae.
AUGGAUUCCAAGAUGGACGUCGUCACUACUCCGGUUAAGAACCUUAAGCGUGCCCGUUCUCCAUCGGAGGAGGAAGACGAUGGGCAAGCACGAGAUAGCACCUCCAACAACACCAUCGACAACACCACAACCACCACCAAUACAACCAAGGCCUUUGGUGCUAAACAAGUCUCCUCGGCAUCUUCACCGCUUGAUCUUGGAUUGCCGGACUUCCUCGUCUCGCCGUUUUCGUCUGCGAAACGUCUUUCAUUGGGACAUAAUUCGGAUGAUACCCGUCGAAUCACUCGCCAUGCUGCUGCAGCUAACGACCCGUCUCGCAAGGAUCCAUUUGAAGUUUUACCAGAUAAUGUGGUUCGCAUGAUUAUCUUCUUGUUGCCACAUAAGAGCAUCGUCAAGCUUCGAAGGGUUAGCAAGUUCUGGAAGGGCAACGUGGAGUAUGUUAUUACUCAGGCUGUUGUUGAGAAGGCGUAUGGAGGAAGAGAAGCGACGGAGAAGUUGAAGAGGGAAGGGAAGCUAGGAUGGCCAGAAUUUGCCUUCAGAAAAAAUGCCUUCCUUGAAAACGCUCGUACCGCCGGCGCCCCUACCUCUGUCAAAAAAUUUACAAAUGCUCAACUGUGGGAGCUUGUCGGCGACAGACUCGUCUGGAUCGAUGACAGCACUAACCUCAACGUCCAGCAUCUCAGUGCUUGGGAUGUCAACGAACGUAAAGAUUCUCUUGUCGCACUCGCCGGAAACCCUAGGGCCUUCUCGAAGAACAAGUUCCUCCACAGCGUCAUCGCAGAUGAACAGCGAAAGGCAUCUGCUGAGCGACCGAAACGCUCCACCAAGAAAGAAAAGGCCCCGGAGGCAAUCAUUAUCCGUUGGUCAUUACGCGAUACUCUCAAAAACCGUCGUACUAAGAUCAAGGUCAACUUCUUGGUUCCGUAUGGAUCGACUCAUAUUAUUCUCGAUUAUUUCCAAUGCGAUGAAACUGGGGCUGUUCAUGAUCGCUGGAACCAUAGGUUCCUCCCUCAAACUACUAGUCGUAAUAAGCUCGCCUGCAUCAAUAUCAUCACCGGAUAUGCCGAUUGGAACAUCAACUUAGAGGACUUUCGCCUCGCUUUUCCACCAUCCCAUGGUCUCUACCUUCGUCCACGCUACCAAUACGGCUCGCCAUCUUACUUGAUCCAUAAGGACAAAGCCUACUCCUUCACAAGCCCCGACCGCCGUCACCCCUUCGUUCCCCACAAUACCGGGGAACAUAGGGUUUUUCUCACAGUCCGUGACUGCAAAACCGGGGCCACCAUCGAGCAUAAAGAGAUGAAAGAGAUUGGAGAUGAGUUGGUCAACCACCAGUAUCCACAACCGGAACAUACCAUCAUUAGUCCGGACGGGAGAUUGAUUGUUCUCAACCUCCACCGCAAUCUCUGGAUCUGUAACGCGCAAACUCGAACCUUUGUCGAAAAAGUCGAAUUGCCUUGGCUACAGUAUAGUAUUGUGGGUUCACGGUUUGAUCUCGAGUUUAACGAAGACGGAAGCCGCCUCUAUUUAACGGAAGAAUGCAAUGGCGCUGAUUUCAACGUUAUCGAGCUCGAUUCGAACGACAAGUUCAAGCCUGUUUUUAUCAAAAGCUACCACGUCCCAACUAAGAACAACUUUGUUAGUCGCACAAGCUUCAACCACAAGUUGCAGACGCAGGUCUUGACCACCCGCAACCCAUCCCAACCGAUGUCAGGAGAAUGGAGACCGGAGAUCGUCAGGUUUAUCAGCAUGGAUGAGUUGAUGGAAGAUAUCCCCAAGGACCUCUGGGCUGCGGAAUGGAAGUUGCAACUUGCCAACCCUAAUGAGAAAUGGAGUUGGGCUGGUCCUGGCUCGUCGCCACUUAUACCUCAACUCCCACACCCAGGGAUGAGCCAUGCGAGUGCUAUUCUCGCCCAAAUAAGUCAGUUAAACGGAGGUAACGGUACCUCAAUAGCCACUCAGAUUAGUGUUGCGAUUGGGUUUAACGCGGGUAUUUUAGGUAACCCUCUCAACGCCGAAGACGGUACUGGAGUCACCCCGCGUGGCAAGAUGUUCCUUGAAACUCCACGACAAGAUUAUGUUUUAUCCACCAAAGCUGCGAUCACGCUUCCACCACUUGCGAAACUCCAACCAAACGCCAUCCAAGAGCCUGCUGAGGAAUCAAGCUCCCAAGCUGAAUGGCGAAUGGGAGGUGUUUACUAUACCGGCCCCGCUACACCAAAAAAGAGAGGUAGGAAGACUCCUAAGAAGUCGGCGGCUAAGGUAGAUGAAAGUAAGAUUCACGAGCGUCGUGAAUGGUGGAUUGGAGGACGUAUGUCUCCGUUUAAGUUGAAGAAUGGGGAGAGGUUUAUCGUCUUCGAUCAGGAUGAUACCGUCUACUGCUGUGACUUUGGGCCGGUUGGGUGGUAG